GGUUUCUCCGCGCAAUUCUCAAAACAAUUUCAACCAUUUCUUAUAAUUCAUUUCGGGAGCUUUCGUUUGGUAUCAUUUCACUAUAGCUAACAUGCCCAAAGAAAAGUCCGUCAAUCCCGCACAAGCCCAGCGUAAAGCUGAAAAGGCAAAAGCUAUCAAAAAAAGCAAGGCAUCUUUACAAGUUCAGAAGAAUGAGCGACUCGCCAAGAAAAAUCCACAGCGUUUACAAUCCCAACUCGACGACCUCAAGAAGAUAGAGAGUUCUGGUGGGAAACUCACAAGUCAUGAACGAUCACUGGUAGAAGGAUUGGAAAAGGAAAUCAAAGCUGUAAACAAAGCGCGCGAAUCUUUAGGCGAUGCAGCACCCCAGUUUUCGCAGUCGAGGGGUGGAUUUGGUGGAGACAGGGGAGGAAGAGGAGGGUUUGGGGGACGAGGCGGGAGCGGUGUUUUGGGCAAACGAAGAAGAGAUGGGGAUAUGGAGGAGGAGAGUAGUGGGUCGGAUGUUGACGAAGAGGUCAAGAGAAUACCCAUGCCGAGAGAUACGCCACCUCCGUUCCCCAAAGAAGUGCUAGAUAAAUGGUACGCGGCGCGACGGGCUCGGUAUCAAGCACGGAAUCAAAACCAAAACGGCGAGAAGAGUGGAGGUACAAGCGCGAAUUCUAUGCCAUUGGGAGGAAAGGAUCGUGGGGAAUUUGGUAAUCGGGAUAGUGGAAGUGGUGGGAAAGUACAGCCAGAAGUCAAGACAGUAUAUGAAGCAAAGCCGCAAAUAAGAGAUUUGCGAAAGGAAGCUGUGGCUUUUGUUCCUGCGGCUGUGAGGAUGAAGAUGCAGAAAGGAAAGGGGGAAGGUGGCCUGAUGGAGCCGGAGGAGAUGGAAAAAUUAGAGAAGGAAGGUUAUAUUGCUGGCAGUGGUGGGCAAAGGAAAGAAAUCGAGGACGGCGGUCAAAUGAAUGUAGAGAUGGAGGAAGUGGAGGACGAAGAAUAUUCUUGAGUUGCAUUAGCAAGCGUGGAGAGAAUGUAUGUACGAUAUACGAGUUCAAUGAUACCCCCUCGAAAUUAAGCGCAAUUUGACAUCUUCAAAAUACUCUCCAGAUGAUCACCUAGAGGCAACCAUUAGACCUGAAAUCAGAAAAUCUCCCAAGAAUGCUGAUAGAUUAGAAACGAUGUUCUAGCGCACGUCUUCAUUGAUAUGGGCGUGUCGAAAUACACGAGACAGUUUGAUUUCAACAAAGUCGCGGAUUCACAUUCAAGGAAAUGUACAUGACAAGAAAGGAUGUCUUCAAACUCAGAAAUUGGACCCUGAGAGAAACAAGGGUCUAAACGCUAAGUAAUCAAGACGAGGGAUAAGAAGAUGAUAUUGAGGUCUUGCAAAUCAAGUGGGAAAACGUCAACACAAAAUAAAGGAAAUUGCGCGCAAGAAACAGAACAAAAAAUUAAAUUAAAAAAAAACUACCCAUCUAUCUAUCAAUCAUAGCUUCCCAGCAGUUCUCUGCCCACUCGCUCAAGUCUCCUGAAUCUCUUUUUCCGUAUAAAGGCGCCCAGAUCCGUACCAUACAGCUCCACAUUCUCAAUCGCCAAGUCAAGCAGCUGAACGUUCAAUGUUUGUCUACAAUAAAGGUUCCUACGCAAUUAAUUUAUAUAUUUAUGGCACGCACCAUCCCAAGUUUGAAAACUCGCAUAUGCAAUAACUUGAUCAAAGACAUGGGCAGCCAGCGCUAUUUGUCGACUCAAAGAUGCUUGAGAUAGGACGUGCUGGCGUUACUGCUUGAGGUAAAAUCGUAGUUGAAAAUACAUUGUUUACAGUACCUGUAUUCGUCCCAGAGGUUUCUUGUCUCUGAUUAUGUAGCGUUGUUAGUACACCCACAGUGUAGACUAACCAUUUCAUUAUCUGUAUACUUGAAGACCCGUGGACUCGAAGUUGAGACUUCGUGGGAGAGUGAAUGGUUAGAUUAAUUAUGCUUGGGUUGAAAGGACGAAAAGCGCUGAGUUUUCUCGAAUCAAGAUUUGGCUGGAUAUGUAAUUCAGUUGCAAUUCAUUACAGGUUUGGGUUAGUUAUCUGUCCAUACCCGUUAUGCAUCUCUGUGAACACCGGGUUCUUCUUAUUUCUCGAUUGCUCCGUUGAGAUCAUACAGAAUCUAUGAGAACACGAACA
This is a messenger RNA of Botrytis cinerea B05.10, 2149 nucleotides long. RefSeq lists its product as hypothetical. The record is from RefSeq and is a predicted model, not a curated record. Gene Ontology annotation, biological process: RNA processing. Bases 92 to 988 code for a protein of 298 amino acids. NCBI's taxonomy places the organism in Eukaryota, Fungi, Ascomycota, Leotiomycetes, Helotiales, Sclerotiniaceae. The transcript has 2 exons.